Messenger RNA from Peronospora farinosa, 957 nucleotides. The record is from the annotation of a GenBank genome assembly. NCBI's taxonomy places the organism in Eukaryota, Oomycota, Peronosporomycetes, Peronosporales, Peronosporaceae.
AUGACCUAUUGGACUGAUAUAAACACAAGCACGACAAGUGAGGGAGGGACGACUGGCAAGCUCAAGUACGAAGCCGUGGAGGGUCGCACCGCGGCUACGUACGUGUACGCAACGUAUCCGCUCAAGUUCCUGCACCCGCGACGAACGAUCCACCAGAAUUUCGACACGUACAUCACCUACAUUCUGGGAUACGGUGGAGGUCUGGUUGGUGGUGAUUCCAUUGUCAUCGAAUGCGAACUAGGCCCCGAUACAACAGUCGUGCUGGGCACGCAGGCGACCACAAAAGUAUUCAAGUCAGAGGAUGAGGGUCAAUCUGUGUCGCAGAUGUUCUCGGUCAAAGUGGCGAAUAACGCUACAAUGGCGUUUCUUCCUGACCCUGUGACUUGCUUUGAGCACGCCAAAUAUCGACAAAAGCAAGUGUUUCAUCUUGAGAUAGAUGCAAAUUUGGUGUUUGUUGACUGGUUAACAAGCGGUCGAAAACGAAACUACUUGACCACAGGCUCAAUUCGUGAUAAUCGUAUGGAGACACUUGAACACUGGGACUUUAACGAGUAUGACACCAUGUCGGAGGUUUUUGUCGGUAAGGAACGACUCCUGACAGAUCGUGUUCGUCUGAUCGACGAAGAAGGUACAAGUCUUCGUCAGCGCAUGCACGGCAUGCACGUGCUGGGAUUAAUGGUAGUCGUUGGAUCCAAGUUAAAGGUCAUUAUGGAUGAACUGCUCGAGCUUAGCACCCGCAAGAAACUCCAUCAUUCACGGGACAUCACGCCUCAAGGUCGUCUUGCGGCGGCGAAUACAUUUCCAGGAGUUAUAGCAUCAGCAAGUUCGAUGGGUCCAAACGCAGUGAUUGUGCGGUUCUGUGGGCAGGAUUCCGAGUCAGCCAUAAAUUACGUCCAGGCCAUGCUGAAGCCACUAAGAGAGAUGAUUGGUUUUACACCUUAUCAAGAAAGUCGGUAA